CUUAUUAGUAUUAUCUAUUCCUACUAUCACUAGCCACCUUAUAUCGACUUCAUUAACUCCUUCCAAGUUUCUGGCCUCAAUUGUUGGCUCCUAGGACAUUUCCCGCCCAAGCAACACGCUCAACCAGAAUUACAUCAUUCUCUGCAGCAGUUAGUUAGCUGGUGACAUAGCAGCCAGAUCCCCGCAUCCCCGGCUUCGUCUUGUGCGAAGUGCUCCGAGGCCCUUCUCCUUCCCCCUCUUCUUCUGUCCUCUUUUAUAACCCUCGCUUUUCGCUAUUGCUCUCCAAAUGAACAAACUACUUCGUCCCCUUUACAAUAACCCGAGGUCAAGCUACCCUUUCACGAUACCUGUGGUUUCUCCCGUCAGGAGGCUAGCAACUAUGCACACUGUGCCACAGUUGAAGGAUAAAUCUCUGUUUAUCGAGAAAUGCUACGUCAAUGGGAAAUGGGUUGGGGCUCAGUCUGGGCAGACUUUUGAAGUACAUGAUCCAUCCACGGGGAAACUCAUUGGGACAUGCCCCGAGUUCUCAGUCCAGGAUACCCAGAAAGCCAUCCAUGCCGCCGUCGCCGCUUUCCCAUCUUUCCGAAAAACUUUGGCCCGCGAGAGAGCUCGGAUGCUUCGAAGAUGGUACCAAUUAAUGAUGGACAACGCGGAUGAUAUAGCGACACUAAUCACCUGGGAGAACGGGAAACCCAUUGCAGACGCCAAGGGAGAGACGAACUACGCUGCCAGUUUCUUCGAGUGGUUCAGUGAGGAGGCCCCACGCAUUUGUGGUGAUACUAUCCCAUCAUCCGUUCCCGGAAACAGGAUUAUGACUAUGAAGGAACCCGUUGGCGUUUGUGGGUUUAUCACGCCCUGGAACUUCCCCGCCGCUAUGAUUACGAGAAAAAUCGGCCCUGCUCUUGCGGCUGGUUGUACCGUCGUAGCCAAAUCCCCGGGCGAGACCCCGUUUACCGCCAAUGCGAUCGCAGAAUUGGCUCAUCGUGCUGGAAUCCCCAAGGGUGUCGUCAAUAUUGUCACCGCCGAUAAGAACACGCCUGAAAUCGGCCUCUGCCUCACCACGCAUCCGGAGAUCCGCAAAGUUUCAUUUACAGGAUCCACGAACGUCGGAAAACUCCUCAUGAAGCAAUCCUCGUCAACUCUAAAGAAACUAUCCUUUGAGCUUGGCGGGAAUGCCCCAUUCAUCGUCUUCGAUGAUUGCCCAGACCUCGACGCAGCCGUCGCCGGCGCCAUUGCAUCUAAAUUCCGCAGCUCUGGGCAAACUUGCGUCUGUGCUAAUCGCAUCUACGUGCAAAAGGGUAUCUACGACGAGUUCGCAGCUAAGUUCGCCGAGAAGGUUAAGGGGUUCAAGCUCGGCCACGGAUUCUCCGAGGGCGUCACGCACGGUCCCGUUAUCCACUCCCGCGCCGUCGACAAAGUGUCAGAGCAUGUCCUCGACGCUACUGCUCAAGGCGCAACGGUUGUUGUAGGUGGUCAGAAGGCGCCUGAUCUCGGCUCAAAUUUCUUCCACCCCACUGUUCUCACGGGGAUGACCAAGGAUAUGAAAUUGGCAUCUGAAGAAACAUUCGGGCCUGUGGCAGGUCUCUUCGCGUUUGAGACUGAGAAGGAGGUCGUCGACCUUGCCAAUAGAGCUGAGGUCGGGUUGGCUGGGUACUUCUAUAGUAAGGAUGUGGCACGGAUUUUCCGUGUUGCGGAGGCGCUGGAGGUCGGCAUGGUUGGAGUGAACACGGGUAUUAUUAGCGAUACCGCUGCUCCAUUUGGUGGUAUCAAGCAGAGCGGGUUCGGUCGCGAAGGCAGUAAGUACGGCGUAGAUGAAUUCCUAACCGUCAAGACCGUCACAUUCGGCAGUGUUGGAGGACCCCUUCAGGAAUAAUUGUCUUGAUAAUCCUAUUUGCAUUGUUCGAUUAAAAUUUUAAGGAUAUUUAAUUGUUUUUUUCUUUAUUUUUUCCUCCGCCUUUGUAUCCACUUGUUUUUCCUGAGACGUAGAAUGAUAAAUAGUACACUAGUUAUUGGAUUUUAAACAUAUAAGAAUGCAUACUCGUCACUUAGCUUAUGUAUAAGGCUCUCUGAAGUACAUACGAAUGAUUGGAUGACACGGCUUGAGUUG
Blastomyces dermatitidis ER-3 is the source of this 2107-nucleotide messenger RNA. RefSeq names its product succinate-semialdehyde dehydrogenase. NCBI's taxonomy places the organism in Eukaryota, Fungi, Ascomycota, Eurotiomycetes, Onygenales, Ajellomycetaceae. The record is from RefSeq and is a predicted model, not a curated record. Gene Ontology annotation, biological process: GABA catabolic process. The coding region runs from base 287 to 1873 and encodes 528 amino acids. Gene Ontology annotation, molecular function: succinate-semialdehyde dehydrogenase (NAD+) activity. The transcript is spliced from 4 exons.